GUGGACGACGCACCUGCACUCGUCAUCAACCGUCUCUUCGGCAUGACGAAAGGCAACGUAACAACACGUGACUGGCUCACGGAAUGGCAAAAGAUCGCGGCAACGCCCGGUCUCGACUUGCCAUUUUCGCAUCUGCGCCGCGAGUUGCUGCAUUGAGCCUUGCACUUGGUGAUCGCGAGCAAUAUACAACCUUCGCUGAAGUCAUUGACAAGGCGAGAGAGAUCAUCAAGACCAACAGGGCGGCUGCACACGAGAAGUCAACGUGGCAGCCAACCAAUUUGGAGAGGGUGAAAACUGGUCCGCGACCGCAGCAGUUCGCUGCAGUCCAAUCGGACAACAUUGUGGAAGACUCGGCAACCACCCAAGCGUCACGUGAGGGAGAUCAGGUGGCUGCUGUCCAGCAGCGAAGCAACAACAAGUCCCGAGGAAACGGAAAGGCAAAAACCGCAUCGCCGGCCGAAAACGGACAGCCAGCACCAUGGGUCAAGUUUCACUUGACCGAGGCCGAGUACAAGUACCGUGGCCACUACAGCUGCUGCUAUUGGUGCAAUAGCACCAAGCACAAGACCUCCCUCUGCCAGGAUCAGGGCAAGGAGGAUGUUUGGCCUCGCUGGAUUCGGCCUAGCUCAUCGCCAUACGGUGCUCCUGUUCUCUUCGUCCGGAACAAGAACAAGGAUUUGUGGUUGUGCAUCGAUUAUCGCAAGCUCAACGCGCAAACGAUCAGAAACGUCGGCCCUCUCCCACGCAUCGGCGACCUUCUCGAACGACUGGGGGGAGCCAAGUUCUUCUCCAAGCUGGACCUCAAGUCGGGAUAUCACCAGCUCGAGAUUCGGAAGGAGGACCGCUACCAGACCGCGUUUAAGACGCGAUAUGGGCAUUUCGAAUGGCUGGUUAUGCCAUUUGGCCUUACGAAUGCCCCGGCCACUUUCCAAGCGGCUAUGACAACGGAGUUCCAACACAUGCUGGAUCGAUUCGCACUUAUCUACCUUGACGACAUCCUGGUGUACAAUCGGAGUUUGGAUGAGCAUGUGGAACACCUGCGCACCGUUUUGGAACAACUACGACAAGCCAAGUACAAAGCCAACCGCUACAAAUGCGAAUUCGCGCGGCAGGAGCUGGAGUACGUGGGACAUUAUGUGACACCGCAAGGCAUCCGUCCGCUUGCGGAUAAGAUCGAGGCCCUCCGCGUAAGGCCCGAGGCCACCAACACCACGGACAUUCGUUCAUUCAUGGGGUUGGCGGGCUACUAUCAGCAAUUCAUCACCGGAUACUCAAGGAUUGUUGCACCUAUGACGAGAUUAAAAUCGCCAAAGGUGUCGUUCGUAUUCGAUGACGACGCACGCCGUCAUUCCAAGCACUUAAGACGCCCAUGCUCAUGGCACUCGUCCUUAGCAUCUAUGACCGCACCCUACCUACGAAAGAGUCCGGCACAAAUGAAACCAAGUUUGGCUCGGCAUCCACAGACGGACGGGCACACGGAGCGGGCACAUCAAACUGCUCAAAUGAUGCUUCGUACGCUCAUCCGUCUGGGCCAGAAAGAUUGGGUUGACCGCCUUCCCGACAUCGAGUUCGCCUACAACACUUCGGUGCACCCGACGAUCAGCGUGACUCCAUUCGAGUUGCACCACGGUGGACGGAAAGGUCGUCUCUUCGUCGACCUUCUCCUCCCACGACCAGCCGACAUCGACGCCGCUUGCUCUCCCGCUUCCGUCCGAAAGUACAGGGAAUUGCUGGCUCCUGCCCGCGCGAACAUGCAAAAGGCUCAAGUCCGCAUGCAGCAGCAAGCCAACAGGCGUCGCGUGCCAUGUUCUAUCCGCGCCGGUGAUCUGGUUUGGGUCUCCGCGGAAGGGUUUGCACUGGAACAGGAUGUUUCACGCAAACUGCUUCCCAAGUGGUUUGGACCAUGGCCCGUAACAUCAGCCGCGCGCGAUGAGCCCGAUGACCCUUCAUUUGUGAUCAACAUCCCGACGUAUCUGAUGGUCCAUCCAGUCUUUCACGCCUCGAAGCUGGCAACAUAUACACCAACUAAGAGCGCCGACUUCCCAGGCCGACGAUCGCAGAACCCUCCAUCUAUGGAUGGUCAUCAGGAUGUUGACCGCGUCAUCACGGAUCGCAAGUACGACAACAAGCCUCGACAGUACAAAGUUACAUUCAGAGCAUGCGAUCCCGACGACACUCGGUGGAUUUCAGGAACAGAUUUGAAAGCAUCCGCACCGCUGAUCUACGCUCACUACAAGCGAUAAAGGUUAGCUAAGGGACCUUCACGACCUGCCCCUCCCACCCGGACUGUGGUCCCUCCCUCAGACAGACGGCUUCGCCCUCGCAGGUAAGCUCGAUCUUUCAAGGAGGGGUGUGUGUGGCAUACUGCGUAGCCACACGGGCCUGCAGGGCCCGUCUCCCGGCCGCAAAUAAUCGGCACGCUUGAGGCACAUGGGAACAAUAAGAUGGGGCUGCCGGGGACAUGGGAAGUCCCAAAUAAAAAUUGUCGAAAAUC
Chara braunii is the source of this 2494-nucleotide messenger RNA. NCBI's taxonomy places the organism in Eukaryota, Viridiplantae, Streptophyta, Charophyceae, Charales, Characeae. The record is from the annotation of a GenBank genome assembly.